AAAAAAUGUAUAUAUAUACUUUAGACUGUUUAGCUUUUUUUUUAAUUGUGUUCUUAAUUCACUUAUUGCACCUUUCAGAAAGUACAGAAAUUCCACCUUACCUGACUAAUUGUCCCAGCAAUGGGCUUUGCAGUAGACUGCCACCAGACUGCAUGACAUGUAACACAAACUAUUCCUGUAUAUAUGGGAAGACAGCAACUUUUGAUUGCAAAGUCAAGCCGCAUGUUCACUGUGUUGAUGAGAAUAACCACGAGCAGGAGAACUUUACAAUUAACAUGACGUGCCAGUUUUGCUGGCAGCUUGCCACAAGUGAUUAUGUCUGUACCAAUUCCACAAACUGCAUGACAGUUUCCUGCCCUCGGCAGCGAUACAAUGCAACUUGCACAGUCCGGGAUCACAUUCAUUGUUUAGGUAAGGUGGGCAAGGCUGGAGUUCUCUAAAGAAUUUUCCACAUACUCUGUAAUGGGUGAAUUCAAAGAUUGUUUGUGUCCUUUUGCAAUAAUAACUUGCUCUGUGAUCAAUCUACUGAAUUUUUUAUUGUUGCAUUUCAUUUUUUAGCGUAAUAGCAACAUCUAACUGCAAACAUUGGCUUA
This is a messenger RNA of Pyrgilauda ruficollis (rufous-necked snowfinch), 593 nucleotides long. RefSeq names its product TM2 domain-containing protein 3-like. The coding region runs from base 6 to 440 and encodes 144 amino acids. Lineage: Eukaryota; Metazoa; Chordata; Aves; Passeriformes; Passeridae. The record is from RefSeq and is a predicted model, not a curated record. The transcript is spliced from 2 exons.